This is a messenger RNA of Dioscorea cayenensis subsp. rotundata (Guinea yam), 1832 nucleotides long. RefSeq lists its product as uncharacterized. Gene Ontology annotation, molecular function: ubiquitin protein ligase activity. The record is from RefSeq and is a predicted model, not a curated record. The transcript is spliced from 6 exons. NCBI's taxonomy places the organism in Eukaryota, Viridiplantae, Streptophyta, Magnoliopsida, Dioscoreales, Dioscoreaceae. The coding region runs from base 131 to 1630 and encodes 499 amino acids.
GAUCAAGGAUUCAAGGACGGAGGUCUCCCUCUCUUGCUGUCGCUGCUUUCGUCUCCGAUUUUGCCAUCUCUUUUGGAUCCAAACUUUGAUUCUCGAUCCUGGAUUCUAAGUUACAGGGAACACUUCCAUCAUGCCUCCUAGCUUUAAUGUACCAGUCAAUGGUGUGAACACCAACAAUGGACAAAGAUCAAAUGACUAUAUAAGAGCAACUUUCAGUAAAGAGUGCCCAAACUACAUGGCUGCUUCAGCAACAUCACAUGAGCCCUUCCAUACUAGUUCAUCUCUUGGCUACUCUAGUCAACUUCCGCCAAAUUAUGGCCAAAAAGGGUUCUCUUAUUAUAAUGUGCCUCCUAUUGGCGGCAAUAGCAUUGCCAUCCAAAUGCACAACCCAACAGGUGGAUAUAAAAGAAAACAGAUGGCUAUGCCCAUGAUGUUUGAUGAAGGAAGCACUUCUGGAUCUCACAGAGGUGGAAGAUCAUUGAUUCCUAGCAAUUACAAGGGAAGAAGUUCUUUAUGUACUAACAGGUCCCGCAACAGAACUUCUUUAGAAUUUAACAAUUACACUGGUGGAAGCUUCUUUAAUUUUUCAGCUCCUGAACAUCAUUUGCUAGAAAACUAUGUGCUGCCUCCUCAAAUUCAAAUUGCUCCUUGGGAUCCUUUGAAAAGGGGUCCUGGAUGUAGGAAUGUUCUUCCAGUUGGAACAAGGUCUCAGCGGAAUGUUAGGAGCCGAGAUUGCUAUGCUGGGCCAUAUCCAUUAAGCGCUCCAUCUUACAAUCCAUAUCCUCCAUGGCAUUUUUUUGUUGCAGGUUCAAUUGAGCAAUCAAGGCAACCUGUAAUACCUAUGGGUCCAAGCAGAAUGAUGUUUUCUGCAGGAACCAACAUCAGCAAUGGCGUUUCAGAAAUGCCUUCCUUGAACCAGUCAAACCCUACUCGGACUAGAAAUCCAAGUGCUUUCUUCCCGAUUCAUUUUGCGCCACCAACAAGAGUUAGCAGAGCGGAUGUAAACAGCCGUCGUCAUAGAGUUUCUUCUCACAUAUCCAAUCAAAGCUAUCCUACCAUAAGGUCUGUAGCUACUAUGGGAUCCACCCCCCCUUUCUGGAAUGCAAGACCAGUCCCACUACCAUUGCCUAUUGAAGACCGUCGCAAUAGGAAUAAUUUAAGGAACAAUGAGAUGAGGACUACAUGCCCAUCAGUUGAACAUUCAGCUCCUUUUCAGAAUAGUUGGAUCUCUCAGGGGAUAAUUAUGAAUAACUUAGAUGAUAUCUUGGGGUUCCUUGAUCCUCACAGGGAUAUGAGACUGGACAUAGACAACAUGAGCUAUGAGGAAUUGCUUACAUUGGAAGAAAGGAUUGGCAAUGUCAGCACUGGUUUGUCCAAGAGGAAACUUUCCGGUUGUUUGAAAGUGCGGAAAUACCGCUCCUCUUGCCGGUUCCAAGAUAGGCAGGACAAGAAAUGUGCUAUAUGCUUGGAAGAAUACGAAGAUCGAAAGAAGCUUGGCAGAUUGAAUUGCAGACAUGAAUUCCAUCUUAAUUGCAUCAAGACAUGGUUACAGAAGAAGGAUAUCUGCCCAAUCUGCAAAACCUCUGCAAUGACUACCACUUCCAAGGAGAAACAGAAGAACUCUUCAUAAGAAAGGAAAUCCUAGCAAUCUUUUAGGUCUCAUUCCUCCUGUAUUAUUUACACCAUUUACCAUAUGAGAAAUUUCUGUUUUGCGAAUUGUAAAUCCUUUUCUUUCUUCUGAUUUGCUUGUUUUGGUUGCAAUCUCACCAGUUGAUGGAUAUGAUAUUUGAGGAAGAAAAGUUAAGUGCUUUAUAAAUAUAGAGCAUACUUUC